AUGACUCGCAUGUUAGCCACCACAGUGGCUAUUGUAGCCCUAAGUUCUUUCCAAUUUGGUUACAGCAUAGGUGUGGUCAACGCUCCCGAAGUUAUUCUACGAGAAUGGUAUUCAAGUUCAUACGAAGGAAGACACGCAGGAAAAACUUUAGAUUCGACUCGUUUAUCCAUUUUAUGGGGACUUACGGUAUCCAUAUUUUGUAUAAGUGGAAUGAUUGGUGGUCUCUGUUCGGGCUAUUUUUGUGAUCGAUUUGGAAGGAAAGGGUGUUUGAUAUUCAACAACAGUUCUGCAUUUUUGGCUGCGCUAUUGAUGGGAUGUUCCAAAGCUACUCGGUCCUAUGAAAUGAUAAUUUUUGGAAGGCUCGUUAUAGGACUCAAUUGUGGUAUCACUUCCGGGGCUGUUCCAAUGUAUUUGGCAGAGAUAUCGCCUGUAUCUAUGAGAGGCGCAAUUGGAGCAGUCCACCAAUUAGCCAUAACUAUAUCUAUUUUAUUCUCACAAAUAUUGGGCAUGCCACAACUACUGGGAAGCGUAAACCAAUGGCCUAUACUAUUAGCAUUUGGGUCUAUUCCGGCGAUAAUACAAUGCCUAUUUCUCCCGCUUAUGCCGGAAAGCCCCAGGUAUUUGCUAAUCACUAAAAAUGACGAGAUCAGGGCUAGAUAUGCACUAGCGAAGUUACGUAAUACAGAUGAUGUCACAGAGGAGAUAGAUCAAAUGAAGAAGGAGGCAGAAGAACAAGGACGACUUCCUCCAGUCACCUGGAGAGAUAUGUUUUCAAAACCCAUAUAUCGUAAACCGUUGAUCAUUGCUAGUGAAACCCAUAUUUCACAACAGCUCAGUGGCAUUAAUGCGGCCAUGUUUUUCUCUACUGGAAUUUUCAUAAGCGCAGGACUGAGCAGUGGUUCAGCAAUAUAUGCGACAUGCGGUAUGGGAACCAUAAAUGUUCUGAUGACAGUUCUAUCCAUGGUUAUCAUAGAAAAAGCCGGGCGUCGCACCUUAUAUCUUUUAGGUCUGGCUGGUAUGUGGGUGUGCAGUAUAUUGUUGACCCUGACUUUAGCACUUGGUUCUAAAGGAGAUAAAAAACAACAAGGAAUCGCUUCCUAUUUUUCGGUAGCAUUUGUGAUUGUUUUUGUGUGCUUCUUCGCCAUCGGACCCGGUGUUAUAGCUUGGUUUAUAUCGGCUGAACUUUUCACUCAAGCAUCAAGACCGAAGGCUAUGAGUAUUUCUGUAAUUUUCAACUGGUUAGGAAACUUUUUAGUUGGCCUGCUAUUUCCUUUGGCUCAUAAAUACCUCGAAAACUACGUAUUUUUGAUCUUUACCGUUCUUCUCGUUUUCUUCUGGCUAUACACCUACAAAUUUUUACCAGAAACUAAGAAUAAAACUUCCGAUGAACUACGAGUAAUUUUAAAGAGCUCUUUCGGCUGA
Gordionus sp. m RMFG-2023 is the source of this 1422-nucleotide messenger RNA. RefSeq names its product solute carrier family 2, facilitated glucose transporter member 1-like. The record is from RefSeq and is a predicted model, not a curated record. Bases 1 to 1422 code for a protein of 473 amino acids. Gene Ontology annotation, molecular function: hexose transmembrane transporter activity. Gene Ontology annotation, cellular component: membrane. NCBI's taxonomy places the organism in Eukaryota, Metazoa, Nematomorpha, Gordioida, Chordodea, Parachordodidae. Gene Ontology annotation, biological process: monosaccharide transmembrane transport. The transcript has 8 exons.